Messenger RNA from Linum trigynum, 279 nucleotides. Lineage: Eukaryota; Viridiplantae; Streptophyta; Magnoliopsida; Malpighiales; Linaceae. The record is from the annotation of a GenBank genome assembly.
AUGGGCGAAGCUGAAUUUGAAAAAUUAUUUGAAUUAGUGGAGGAGAAAUUCACUAGCAGUGAUAAACAAGAUCUUAGAGAUCUUAUGUGGAUAAAAAUGAACUCAGCUCAUUCAUCUUGGCAAUACCGCGAGCGUAAAAACUUCCUUGGUCUUCCCGAUAAUCAAAGGGAUGGUUAUGUUCCUGAAGGUGUUGAUACUGAGGAUUGGGUGCAAGCUGUUCAAUAUUGGGCUUCUGAUGACUUCAAAAAAAUGAGUAAGAGGAAUAAGCAAAACAGAUGA